AAUAUUAAACUUAAAUGCUCAAAAACUUCAAUCAAUACGAACAAAGCACCCAAUACUAGUAUACUACAGGUAUGGAUCGUACAUAUGAUUCAAAACCAAUCAUUUUUCAAAUUAUAUUCUUCUUUCUAACACUUCAUUCUUUCCCUUAUGCAAACCCCAUUUCAGAUAAUAACUUAGUAUUCAAAACUUGUUCAAACCCAAAAACAAAAACCCUCACUACUUCUACAUACCAAUCUCAACCACAAGCCCUCUCAUCCCUUUUCCAGGAGCUAGUCUCUCAAUCCUCCAAGUCCAAGUUUUUCAAAACAACCCAAUUAAGUGUCUUGGAUGAUCAAACAGCCGUUACUGGCCUCUUCCAAUGCAGAGAAGAUAUCACUAAUGAGGAGUGCCUGAGCUGUGUCAAAACUCUACCCAAAACAGCCACCAACAUGUGCCAUGCUGCGCCAUCAGCCCGGGUUCAGCUUCGGCAGUGCUAUAUCCGUUAUGAGCCAGAGGAGUUUGUGUUGGACAUGCACUCCUCCACCCAAGACCAACUAGUACUGCUGCACAAGGCUUGUGGCCCGGAAUCAAGCCAUGUCGCGGGGUUUGAGGCGAUGAGGGACGCUGCGCUCUUGGCUUUGGAAGAUUCUGUUGUCGAAAAAGGCGGGUUUUGUAAGGCCAACUUUGAACUGGUGCAGGCAAUGGCGCAGUGUGAGGGGGAAAUGGAAGCUUGUGAGUGUGGUGUGUGUGUGAACAAGGCUGUUGAGAUGGCUCAAGAGGAAUGUGGUAAAUCUGUUUCAGCUGAAAUUUACUUGGACAAGUGCUUUCUGAGCUAUUCUUAUUAUCCCCAAGGCAUAACGGAGGAUGGAGAAAACAGGGGAACCAAUAACAGUAGUAACAACAGGAAAAUAAGGGCCAUUGUUGUUGGAGGAGCAGCUGCCUUGGGAUUUGGCUUUAUUUUUCUAUUGUUCAUCAAAUCGCAAACAAAGAAAGAUGAUGAUGAUUUGAUGUAGAUUAUUUAAUCUUUUUUGGCACUAUUUUGUUUUCCUUGAAAGAAAUUGUUGUUGAGAUUGGUGUAAAGCAGGUAGACUUAGGUAAGUUUAAUCUACUGUAUUUGACACAAUUAUACAAAAUGAUAAUGUUGGCUAUCAAUUUUAAGAAUCUUGUAUUGGGGACAAAGGCUUGUAAAAUCUCUAUAGAAACAAAAUUUUCAAAAUAAUGCCAAAACCAAGAAGGUGGUUAUAUUUUUACUUAUUUAUUCUAGAAGAAUACCUUGCAGUGAUGUCAUUUUGACAUACUUGGUCCCCUAGCUACUGUAAAUUACAUAACUUAGAAUCU
Molecule: messenger RNA, 1317 nt
Organism: Humulus lupulus (European hop)
Lineage: Eukaryota; Viridiplantae; Streptophyta; Magnoliopsida; Rosales; Cannabaceae
Product: plasmodesmata-located protein 3-like
Exons: 2
Coding region: 72-992 (306 amino acids)
Biological process (GO): transport of virus in multicellular host; plasmodesmata-mediated intercellular transport
Cellular component (GO): plasmodesma
Source: RefSeq, a predicted model, not a curated record